Molecule: messenger RNA, 1142 nt
Organism: Candoia aspera
Lineage: Eukaryota; Metazoa; Chordata; Lepidosauria; Squamata; Candoiidae
Gene: NGDN
Product: neuroguidin
Exons: 11
Coding region: 33-1016 (327 amino acids)
Biological process (GO): maturation of SSU-rRNA from tricistronic rRNA transcript (SSU-rRNA, 5.8S rRNA, LSU-rRNA)
Cellular component (GO): small-subunit processome; nucleolus
Source: RefSeq, a predicted model, not a curated record
GAACGCAUCUUUUCCACGUGGGAGUCAAAGCGAUGGCGGCCGGGCCGCCUCCGUCGUCUGAGCUGCGGGACUCGCGGGAUGCUGUGGAAGCUGACUUGCCUGCAGCGCUAACCUUGCUCAAAUCUCUCCAAGAAGAGGUGGUUGCAGUUACUCAUCACAUCCAGCGUUUAGUGCAGACAGUGCGAGCAGGCAGCUACCCCACCGAAAAGGGCCUCAGUUUCCUAGAGGUGAAGGAUCAUCUGCUGCUGCUCUACCUUCAAGAUCUUUCCCACCUGAUGCUGGAGAAGACCUCAGGACGUUCUGUGGCCAACCAUCCUGCCUUGCUGCGCUUGGUGGAAACUCGGACGGUGUUGGAGAAGAUGCGCCCGAUUGAGCAGAAAUUGAAGUACCAGGUGGACAAACUGGUGAAGGCAGCUGUUACUGGCGGGCUGGCUGAGAAUGAUCCACUGAGCUUCAAGCCGAAUCCGAAUAAUCUGAUGAGCAAGCUCAGCGACUCAGAAGACGGAGAAGAUGAAGAUGAUGAUGGUGGUGCCAAGAAUCCUGGGAAAGAGACAUCGAAAGGAGGCAUCCGGAAAUACGUCCCUCCUCGCCUGGUCCCUGUGCAUUACAAUGAAACCGAGAUGGAGAGGGAGAAGAAGAUGGUUGAGCAAGCCAAGAAGCGAGCGCUUAGUAGCUCCGUCAUCCGGGAGCUGAAAGAGCAGUACUCGGACGCUCCGGAGGAGAUCCGGGAGGGGCGUCAGGCACACAUGGCCCGGCAGAAUCGGGAAGAUAAGCAUCGGAUGGACUACGAGGAGAGCAUGAUGGUUCGCCUCAACGUGAGCCGGAAGGAGAAAGCCCGCCGCAGACGAGAAGGGGUCCUCGGCUCCCAGCUCAGUUCCCUCACCCACUUUGGGGACAUCAGCGCCCUCACCGGGGCCACCCCGUCUCUGGGAGAAGAUUUAAAUCUCCCAAAGAAGAGAAGGAAAAAGAUGAGCACAAAACGGGGCAAGAGAAAAGGUUUCCGCAAGAGACGAUAAAAGCUCCUCUCACUGUUCAGGAUCAAGCUCUGCUGACCCCCAAUAGCUGGGAUGUACACCCCCAUUUUCCCUAUUUAGGAUAUGAGUGGUUAAUAAUAAAACUUAAGGGCCAUCUUUUCCUGUCUA